This is a messenger RNA of Dendrobium catenatum, 2149 nucleotides long. Its product is annotated as pentatricopeptide repeat-containing protein At5g04780, mitochondrial. NCBI's taxonomy places the organism in Eukaryota, Viridiplantae, Streptophyta, Magnoliopsida, Asparagales, Orchidaceae. The transcript is spliced from 3 exons. Gene Ontology annotation, biological process: RNA modification. Gene Ontology annotation, molecular function: RNA binding; zinc ion binding; protein binding. The record is from RefSeq and is a predicted model, not a curated record. The coding region runs from base 1 to 2037 and encodes 678 amino acids.
AUGGUCCGGCAAGGUUCUGGCGGUGGUCCGACGAGUCUCCUGCAGUGGUCCGACGAGGCUCCGGCGGUGGCGUCGAGGGUUUUGCAUUUCAUAUUCUCUUUUUCGUCGCUGUUCGGCUUCGUUGCUUUGCAGAGGUGUAGAGAUUGCACGCGUCGCUUCUUCGGCUCCUUCGUGGCUGUUAGACUUCGCUCCUUCGACGACUUUCCCUUGCUGUCGGAUCGGAAGAUACGACAUUUUGUUCGGAAGCAAGAACGGGAGCUCGCUGGCUGUGAAGGGAAACUUCAUACCUGUAACCACUACCCUGUCACCAUUCCAUCUCUGCAACAUCUCCUGCAAAUAUGUGCAAGAGAAAAAUAUAUUUCGUUAGGAAAAGUCUGUCAUGGAUUGGCAAUUCUUUCUGGUGUCCAGACCGAGACCCUCACUUCUAACAUCGUAAUCAACUUCUACUCCAAAUGUGGCCUGGUUGAUUAUGCUCGGAAGCAGUUUGAUUUAAUGCCGGUGAGAACUAUUGUCUCUUGGAACACUAUGAUUGCGUGCCAUAACAACCAUGGAGAGUAUGUAGAAUCACUAAAUCUUUUUCUGCAAAUUUUACGUCAAGGAUUGGUGCUGAGUGAAUUUACUUUGUCGAGCGUUCUAUGUGCCUGUGCAGAAAAAAUGGCAGUUUAUGAGUGCAGGCAGUUGCAUUGUUUGGCUCUAAAAAUAGCAAGAGAUUCUAACGUGUUUGUUGGAACUGCAAUGAUUGAUGUGUAUGCCAAGAGCAAUAUGAUUGAUGAUUCGUGCCGGGUUUUUUAUCAUUUGCCUGAAAAAUCUUCAGUCACUUGGAGCUCAAUGGUUUCGGGUUAUGUUCAGAAUGAUCUUCAUGAGGAGGCCUUGGUUUUGAUUUUGAAAUCUCAGCAAAUGGAUUUGGAAUGGACAAAGUUCACUCUUUCUGCUGCUCUGAGUGCCUGCACUGCCUUGGCUGCAACUAUUGAAGGAACUCAAUUACAUUCUGUUGUUGUUAGAACUGGUUUUGAUUUAGAUAUAUUUGUGGUCGCUGCUCUCAUAGAUCUCUAUGCUAAAUGUGGCCAUAUAAAGGAAGCUUGGCAUGUAUUUUCAGUCAUGGAAGAGAAGAACAUUGUCAUGUGGAAUGUAAUGAUUGCAGGAUUCUCUAGACAUGCUCGAUGUCUCGAAACUAUGAUACUUCUUGAAAAGAUGAAGAAUAUGGAUAUUUCACCAAAUGAAGUAACUUAUGUAUCAGUUUUGUCCGCUUGUAGCCAUGCUGGCUUGGUUGAAUGUGGCCGCUAUUAUUUCAAACUUAUGACUGAAGAUGAUAAAUUGCAACCUAAUGUUCUUCACUAUUCUUGCAUGGUUGAUGUUCUUGGGCGAUCUGGAUUUAUUGACGAAGCAUGGGAAUUGAUUGAAAACAUGCCAUUUGCUCCCACUGCAUCCAUUUGGGGCUCUUUACUCAGUUCAUGCAGGACUCACGGUAACCUCCAACUGGCCAAGGUUGCAGCAGAACACCUUUUUGAGAUUGAGCCUGAAAAUGCUGGAAACCAUGUGCUGCUCUCAAAUUUAUAUGCCGCAAGAAAACAAUGGGAGCAAGUUGCUGUUAUGAGAAAGCAUUUGAAAGAUAAUGGUGUAAAAAAGGAGAAAGGAAAGAGUUGGAUUGAAGUGAGGGAUCGGGUUUAUGUUUUUGUUGUUGGGGACUAUAACCAUCCAAUGAUUUCUGAGAUAUAUAUGAAAUUGGAGGAUAUAAGGAAGGAAAUGAAGAAGUUGGCUUAUAAAACACGAAGUGACUGUGAUCAUCAUGAUGUUGCUGAAGAGCAAAAGGAGGAACUACUUGGUCAGCAUAGUGAGAAAUUGGCAUUUGCUUUUGGUCUAAUAAGCUUGCCUCCAGGUGUAUCUAUUAGGAUAAAUAAGAAUAUUAGAGUUUGUGGGGAUUGCCACACUUUUCUGAAACUUGCAUCCAAAAUAUCAGGAAGAGAAAUUAUAGUGAGAGAUGUGAAGCGAUUUCACCAUUUUUGUGGUGGCUUAUGUUCUUGUAAGGAUUUCUGGUGAUUAGAAGCCUUAGUGCCCUGAAGUCCGCAUUUUUGUACACCUUAUUUGGAUUCAUAAUGUGUUGCUAUUUGUGUCGCAAAGUUAAGAAAUUAGUAAAGUUUCAGCUUUACAA